AUGAUGUUUCACCAGCUGACGGAUCAAGCAGUGAAUGGCAGCUGCCAGGGACCCAUCUCAGCGUGCAAUAAGAGCGCCGAUGGAGACGCGCUCCAGCUGCCUACCUUCUCCACGGCGGCCAAAGUCAGAGUCAUCAUCACCUUCACCCUGUGCGCAGUGUCAGCUGUGUGCAACUUGAUCGUGCUUUGGGCUGCCAGUAACGGCGGCAAGCGCAAGUCUCACGUCAAGAUCCUCAUAAUGAAUCUGACCGUGGCGGACCUCCUGGUGACUUUCAUCGUGAUGCCCGUGGACGCGGUGUGGAACAUCACGGUGCAGUGGCAGGCGGGAGACGUCGCCUGUAGACUGCUGAUGUUCAUGAAACUGGUGGCGAUGUACUCCUGCGCUUUUGUAACUGUGGUCAUCAGCCUGGACAGGCAGUCUGCAAUUCUUAAUCCCCUGGGCAUCAGUGAAGCCAAAAGGAAAAGCAAAAUCAUGUUGACUGUGGCCUGGACGAUGAGUGUCAUCCUCUCACUCCCUCAGAUGUUUAUAUUUCACAACGUGACCAUCACAGUUCCGGAGAACUUCACCCAGUGCACCACCCACGGCAGUUUUGUCCAGCGCUGGCAGGAGACCCUCUACAACAUGUUCACUUUUGUGUGCCUGUUCCUCCUGCCUUUGGUCAUCAUGAUCUUCUGUUACACACGAAUCCUCAUUGAGAUAUCCAGCCGUAUGGCUCGGAGCAGCUUGCUGUCAAAAGAUGUUUAUCUCCGCCGAUCCCACAACAACAUCCCGAAAGCUCGGAUGAGGACUCUUAAAAUGAGCAUAGUCAUUGUGACAUCUUUCAUCGUCUGCUGGACCCCGUACUACUUGCUCGGCUUGUGGUACUGGUUGUUUCCUGAGAAAAUGGAGGAAACUGUCUCUCAUUCACUGACCCAUAUGCUGUUUAUCUUUGGCCUCUUCAACGCGUGUCUGGACCCCAUCACUUAUGGUCUGUUUACCAUUCAUCUUCACCAAGGUCUCCAGAGAUGCUGUCCAACUUCAAGAACACGGACUGAAUUAGAAAACAACACUUGCCAUGUACACAUGACUCGCCUGUCAUCUCACAGGCCGAUUGCCUCCAGUAGCCAAAAUACAGACAUAGAGGAGGGAAACGACAACAACAGCGUGAAAAAUGGCUCAAAGCCAAUCAUCCCAGUAAGCAAAAUGUAAUGGCUUAAGGAUCUUCGAUAAAAAAUAAUCUCUACUCAUAAUCGGCAUUGAGCUAUGUCUACUCCAGACCUGACAGCUGGUUCAAUGAUGUUGCUUCAGUAUGAUGAAGAUCCAUACAAUCCAGGCAUUCUUUCAUCAGUUUAAUCUGUUUUUGUUGCCCUGAUGUAAUUGAUGGUGUAUUAUACCUCUGCCCUGGUUUGCUCAUCCCACAUAUUGGACACCAGUGAUCAGAUUUUGACAAAUGAUGCAAACGAGUGAUGCAUGCAGCCUUCACAGAUAUCAUCAUGACUGGCUGAUGGUGACGCUGUACAUCAUACAGAAUGUGUCACUCACUGCUGAUUGGAUUUUCACGAAGCUUAAAGACCUAUGCGUGGAAUGAUUAAAUUUAGGUCAAACUGAUGACAAGUCUGCUUGAAGUUGCCAUGAAUGGGCUAACAAUGUCAUACACCCAUAUGCUCUGCUCUUGAUAACAGUGGGUUUAAAUAAAAAAACUUUGAUUCACAGGUUGAAUCAAUCUGACACACACACAUGGCUCAACACACAAACUGGGUUUUACUGGGUAGACUUAUGUCUUAUAUUAUUCCAUGUGUCAAAAAACCAGCAGAAACAAAAAUGUGUGCAUUGAUUUAACAUGCAGUGUGAAAGAUAUAGUCAGAAUUUUUUAUUUAAAUUUAAUUUUUUACAACAUUGAAAACUAACAACAGAAUGUGAAUAAGAGUUGUGAGGUUAAGUCAAAGAUCUCUGUGUAUUGUGUUGCAGAUAUACUGUAUCUACUGAAAUGAACAAGCUAACCAGCUAGCUCUAGCCCAUCCUGUCUUGUAAUACCACGUGUACAUCAGGCGUCGCUCAGUCACGUUGUAUAUCCCCUAAUGACUUAGCAAACACAAAGAAGCUGAAGCUCAUGGCAAACGAUCUUUAUCACCAUCUCAACCAUCUGCUUCUGGUAAGAAACCUUGAAAUUGGCUGCUAAGAAGGAAAACAAGAUUUGCAUGGCUUUCCACCACUGGAGAUGGAUCUUGGCAGGUUAGGAGAUAAGGUUUAAUAGGGAGCUUGCUGUGUUUCUUUUUUCUUGUAAGUCGCAUCUUACAUCGGCUAUUUAAAUCCAAGUCUUUAGUGCAACCAAUGACAACACAAACUAUACUUAAAUAUUCCAAUUGGUGUUAAUAUAUAUGGUUUGAUGUAACUUCAAGAUGCAACACGUUAAGAUUAUAAGAUGGCAGUGUUAUUUUGUAUAUUCUUGCCCUGCUGUUAGUUAGAAGUCAUUUUAUUUUUAUUUUUUUGAUGACUGUACAUCGAGAAAAUGUCAGUGUGUCUAACUGUGCACAAUCUGGGUGGGAGUGAUGAAAUGCUGAUAAUCAAAUACAACCUCUAUGGUGUAGCUUUUUAAAAAGUAUUUAUUCUUAUAUUUUUAUUAGACAUUGUUAUUAUGUCCUCUGCUAAUCACUGCUUAUUGACUCUUGUCACUUGGAAUGUUGUGUGUGCAAUAUAAAAUACUGAUUUUGUUUUAUUGCAAAUAUGAAUGUCAUGACAUGACCAUAUCGACCACGAAAGCCUUUUACGUACAUGUAUAGACAUACUGUUCAAUGUAUUGGAUGUGCCUGUGCAGCAUGUUGUUGUCCACGAUCAAUUUGUAUUUACUGUUCUGCACAAAAUCACACUGGAGCCCAAGCUCUAUAAAAUAUUGAUUCAUUCAUGCCAUUUAUUCCGUGAUAUUCUUGCCUUUGUGUUAUUAGGGUUUAACGUUGUGAAUUGUGAGACCUUUUGUGACAAAAAAUUGGAUUUUAAAAAACUGCUUGAUUUAAAUGUUUAACUUUAAAACUAUGUGAUACUAUGUGUAACAGUAAGCUAUUCAUUUACGUAUCAAAUAUGUUGAAGAUCAAUAGUGUUUCUUUGUUUGCAUGAUAUUGUUUCUUUCCUGUAAGUUAUAGAAAAUGUUGUUGUGCACACUUGCAAUGUAUUUAUUUAUUGAAUAAAACAAGUAUGCCUCUUUUCCUCCAGGCAUUGGGCUGAUGCAAAAAGAGAGCGGCUUCCCACUGAGCUCACUGAGCUGUUCAUUUGUCAUCAGCUGGAAACGGCUCAAUCACAGAAAAUGAGAAAAUCUUUAUAGCUCUGUGGAUGAUGGUGCUUUUGUGUACUAUGUGUACUAGUGAAUUAUGGCUAAUAUCUUAUUUCUUCUCCUUUUCCUCAACCAAAAUAAAAAUCUUAAUUAAUUCCUUAACCAAUUAGUUGAUUUAAUGGCUGCAGUAAUGGCAAAUUUUAUCUGGCAAUGGUGAACUGUUGGAUGUGUGAAUCUAAAUUCCCGCAGUUAUUACCUUGAUAUGAAUUGUUUCAUAGCACCAACAUUUUUAUUCUGCAUAUUCAUAUUUAUUCUGCACUGGAAUUGUACUCCUUAAUACAAACUCCUUCUUUAGACACUUUAUUUUUAUUUUUACAUUACAUUUUAUUGUAUUUUAUUGUAUUUUUAUAUUUUAUUGCUUGAAGUAUGCCUAGGUUGUUCUUUUUAUUUAAUUGUGUUGUUAUUGUCUCUGUGUGUAAUGCUGCUGCUACACUGUAAUUUCCCAGCUUGGGAUAAAUAAAGUCUGUCUAUCUAUCUAUCUAUCUAUCUAUCUAUCUAUCUAUCUAUCUAUCUAUCUAUCUAUCUAUCUAUCUAUCUAUCUAUCUAUCUAUCUAUCUAUCUAUCUAUCUAUCUAUCUAUCUAUCUAUCUAUCUA
Molecule: messenger RNA, 3898 nt
Organism: Centropristis striata (black sea bass)
Lineage: Eukaryota; Metazoa; Chordata; Actinopteri; Perciformes; Serranidae
Gene: gnrhr4
Product: gonadotropin releasing hormone receptor 4
Exons: 3
Coding region: 1-1188 (395 amino acids)
Biological process (GO): G protein-coupled receptor signaling pathway
Cellular component (GO): membrane
Molecular function (GO): peptide binding; gonadotropin-releasing hormone receptor activity
Source: RefSeq, a predicted model, not a curated record